AGAAAAAGCCAGGAGCGAGCAGUGAGAACUCAGUCCCAGGAAUCUGAAGGGAAGAGAAAGCAAACUGGCAACAGAGAGCAUGAAGCAGUAACUCCUGAGGAAAGCGAUGCAGAACGUUUGGUGCCUGUUCAUUCAUUUCCUCGGCAUCACCACCCGACAGUCCUGUUCUGACAUUUCUCCCAGGAGGCAAUGAGUGCUGUGAUCCACACAGCAUCCCCUGUGCUGCAGCAUCUCAGCUGCCAUCCUGGGAAGCAAUAAUUCCUUUGGGAAGGGCGAUCACUGCUGGGAAAACCAAUACACCACAGCAACACCGCAAUGGGAAUAACUGUCCAGAACAUCACAGGGAACACAGCGAUGGUGAUUUGGCCCAGAAUGGCCAGCUGUGCCGACAGCUUUUACAGCGUCAUGUAUCACCCCAACUGGAACAGCGUGCUGUCCAGCUACUCCAGGAAGAGUUUCCAGAAGGAGGAGAGGGUGCCUGCCAGCCGCUCCUCAUUCGUGGUGGAAAACCUCACCCCACUGACUACGUACAUCCUGUGUGUCACCUGCCAGUCCGCCAGCCCUUCCAGCGACCAGUGCCAGGUGUUCAACACGCUGGAACAAGACCCGGCAUCUGCUAGCACCACCAAGAAGGAGCUGGCACUGGGCAUCUGGCUGGCCAGCAGCCUCCUGCUGCUCAUCAUUGCCGCAAUCCUCCUCUACGGCUGCCUGCACCUGCUGUGCCGUGCGAGGCGUGAGCAGUCACAGGGCCACGCCGGGGCCUCCCAGAGGGAGGCACAUGACUUGGAGGACCCCAGCAGGCAGAGCCAAGUGCUGCAGGACAGAGAGGAGAGGCAGCCAGAUGGCAUUCAGCUGGCCACCAUCAUUGAGAAUCCUGCAGUCUGCAGGGAGCCUGGCCAGCCGGUCUCCAGCAGCCGGGAACAAGUGCCAGCAGCAGGACAGUGCCCCACUGUCAGUUGGGAACCAUAGGUCAUGGCAGAGCCGUACUCCCAUCUGUGCCUGCUGCCUCUGUGGCCCUUUCCAAUGCCCUUAUGCAGCCACUGAUGCCCUGGGCGAAAGCUGAGGUUCCCCAGAAGUUUGUUAGUUAAAAAAGAAGCAUGGAGCAAGCCAUGGGCUUGCAUCCGGGGGCAGAUUUGGUUGCUUUCCUUUCAUAGAAAUGAGCAAAGAGACAUAAAAACAAACAUAAACAGUGACCAAGUUAAUUUUUAAUUUCUUUUUUUUCUUUUUUUUCCUAACAAAUACAAACAAGAAUAGAAGUUUCCACAUGAGAGCUCAGUUUGCUGUAUUGAAGCAUGCGCCCUGAGCAUGACAGCUUGCUGGUACACGUGUCACUGCCCAAUUCUGACCACUUCUCACUCGCUCUCAAUAGUGCCCACUCUCAGCAACGGCUCAGUCACAGCACAUCAGCUACACUCACCGGGUUUUCACCGUAUCCUUUCAUCUCUCAGAAAUCUCCAC
Meleagris gallopavo (turkey) is the source of this 1458-nucleotide messenger RNA. RefSeq names its product fibronectin type III domain-containing protein 9-like. Gene Ontology annotation, molecular function: protein binding. Lineage: Eukaryota; Metazoa; Chordata; Aves; Galliformes; Phasianidae. The record is from RefSeq and is a predicted model, not a curated record.